AUGACUGUCCCCAGGCCUUCCUAUGAUCCUUCAUUAGAGGCCAAGCUAACCCAAGGGCUUUUCGACUACAGAAUGCAAUCGAAUGAAUUGAAUGGGCUGAGAGCUGCGCUAAAUCAGAGCAACACGGCAACAGUGGCUUUCUCUGGCAAGCCCAUCACGCAUGAAGAUGUGCAGGUCCCUGUUGCAGGCGGCGAGAUCAAACUCUUGAUUGCCCGUUCUGCCACCCGAAAAGCCGUCAAGACGCCGGGACCCGGGAUUUACUUUAUCCAUGGCGGAGGAUUCGUGAUGGGAAAUCGUUUCCUGGGUAUGUCUGUAGUGACAGAGUGGGUUGAGAAGUUUGAUGCUACAUGCUUUUCUGUGGAGUAUCGACUAGCACCCGAGCAUCCUUACCCGACCCCAUUGGAAGACUGCUACGCAGGGUUGAAGUGGGUGGGCAGCCGUAUGUCUGAGUUGGGGAUUGAUGAGUCCCGGCUCAUGAUAGCUGGGCAGUCUGCGGGUGGCGGUCUUGCCGCAGCCCUGGCUAUGCGUACUCGUGACCAGGGAGGUCCUCGACUAUGUGGCCAGCUGCUGAUGUGUCCCAUGCUCGACAGCCAGAACAUGUCUGUCUCUUCCAAUCAGUUUAUGAGUGAAGGAACAUGGAGUGGACUCAAUAAUCAAAUGGCCUGGGCGUCGUAUCUUGGGGAUCCAACAAAGGGCAAGGAACAGGCUCCCAUUUUGGCAUCCCCUGGCCUUGCAGCUGCGGCUGAUCUCUUGGACCUUCCAGAUGCUUUCAUCGAUGUGGGCUCUGCGGAAGUCUUUCGUGACGAAGACAUGGAGUAUGCCAGUCGAUUGUUUGAGGCGGGCGUGCAAGUUGAGUUUCACAUCUGGCCUGGGGGAUUCCACGGAUUCGACCUGUUGCUACCAGAUUCGGAGUUAUCACAAAAGGCCAUACAAACUAGGACUGCCUGGGUAAAGAAAAUGCUAUUCGAUGAGGAUAGGCGCGGUCAGCCCUAA
Penicillium nucicola is the source of this 993-nucleotide messenger RNA. Its product is annotated as alpha/beta hydrolase. Bases 1 to 993 code for a protein of 330 amino acids. The record is from RefSeq and is a predicted model, not a curated record. Lineage: Eukaryota; Fungi; Ascomycota; Eurotiomycetes; Eurotiales; Aspergillaceae. Gene Ontology annotation, molecular function: hydrolase activity. The transcript has a single exon.